AUGAGUUCUAUGAACUCCCGAUUCAAAAGCCUUGGAUUCGGCUCCAAACGCAAAUCGAGCGCCAACGUGCCCACAAUCGCACAAAACCCCACCCCUCAAUCACCCGCUCCGCAGCUGCUCCCUGGUCGACCUGGUUCCAUCCCCCUCCCCCUCCCCCUCCCCUCGACAGCCUCGUCUGCAUCCUCGACCACAAGUCUUCCCAUGAAUCAUCCCGGAACCGGUGGAGGACGCCCACCGAGUUAUACAAAUAACUACGCACCUGCUCCCGCCGGCCUUGGACGCACGCAAUCCCCUCUCACCACAGGAACACCCCGUACACCACCGACCCAGAUGAUGGGCGGACCUCCCCCGAUCAAUACUGCUGCCUCUGGAUAUCCUCCAGGCCAUCCCGCGCAACAGAUGGGCCCUCCUCCGCCAGCAGGUGGUCCUCCACAAUAUGGCGGUCCUCCUCAGUAUGGAGCACCAGCACCCGCCGGUGGACAAAGCAUGGCAGCGGCGCAAUAUGCGAACAGAAACGCUGUCGAGGUUGAGGGUGCUGGCAGAAGCAAGGCGCAAUUGAUCGUGGGCAUCGAUUUUGGAACCACCUUCUCUGGAGUUGCAUUUGCCUUUGCUACGAACACCGAGGCGAAAGAAGAUAUCAUCACAGAAUGGCCGGGUGCUGGAUCAUACACAAAACAAAAGAUUCCCACCGUUUUAUACUACGAUCAAUACCAGAAAGUCGUCGGAUGGGGACCUGAUAUUGCUGAUGCUCUCGCACCAACUGGCUACCCAAAGCCGGGUGUGCAAAAGGUGGAAUGGUUCAAAUUGCAGCUGAUGCUUUCCGGUAACACAUACAUCGAUCCUAUCAACCUACCUCCACUUCCACCGGGAAAGUCCGAGAUCGAUGUGGCCGCAGAUUAUCUUUUCAAGCUCCGCCAGGCGAUGAGAAACCAGUUACAAAAGACAUUAGGAGAGGUCUUUAACAGAGAAGAACGGAACAUUCGGUACUAUCUGACUGUGCCUGCUAUUUGGAACGACGCUGGAAAGGCUGCAACUCGCGCGGCCGCGAUUCAAGCCGGGUUCCUUCGAGACGAGAAUGACAACCGACUGACGCUCAUCACCGAACCCGAAGCUGCCGCUCUUUUCUGCUCCAAGGCGGGUCUUCUGAAUCUCAAAGUUCACGAUGCGGUUUUGAUUGUGGAUUGUGGAGGUGGCACCGUCGAUUUGAUUGCUUAUGAGGUGGAGGAAGAGUCUCCUUUCACGGUUUCCGAGUGUACAGCUGGUUCUGGUGAUUCUUGCGGUUCGACCGCUCUGAAUCGAAACUUCUCCAACAUCCUCCGAACGAAGAUUCGGAAGAUGAAACUUCCUGAUGGAUCGAAGACCGCAGGCAGAGUGUAUGCAAAGUGUAUCAUGGACUUUGAAAACAGAAUCAAGGCGGAUUUCCGCAACAACAACCAAAAGUGGGCCGUUGAUGUUGGGAUCGAAGCCGAGUUCCCAGAAGCUGGAAUCGAAGAAGGUUACAUGACAUUUACCAACGAGGAAAUUUUACAGUGUUUCGAGCCUGUUGUCAACCGAAUCCUCGAACUGGUGCGCAAUCAAAUCAUCGCCAUUCAAGCGCAAAACCGCACGUUGCAGAACGUACUGGUCGUGGGUGGAUUUGGAGCUUCUGAAUACCUCUUCCAGCAAAUCAAGCUACAUGUGCCACCACAAUUCCAGUCCAAGGUCGUGAGACCCAUGGACUCGGUUGCAGCCAUCGUCAAGGGAGCUGUUACCGCUGGUAUCACAGAACGAGUUGUCACAUCUCGUGUUGCUCGAAGACAUUACCUCAUGGCAACUCUUCAGCCAUUCAAAGAAGGCCACCACCCAGAAGCUUAUCGUGUGCCCUCUCUCGAUGGAAAAGAUCGAUGCAAGUUUACUCGGCAGAUUUUCGUCCAAAAGGGCCAAAGAGUCAAGAUUGGAGAGCCGGUGAAGGUUUCUUUCUUCAGACAAGUUGCUCCUGGGGCUACUUUGAUGUACGAGGAUAUCCUAUAUGCUUGUGAUGACGAUGUUUGCCCAGAAUACACCAAGGAUCCCCGCGUCAAGGAAGUUGUCACCCUAACCUCAGAUCUCUCCCGCAAAAACCUAGAAAAGGACUUCGAACGAAUGGACACUCCACAAGGCACAUUCUACCGUGUUUACUUCGAUAUCUACCUCACACUAGAUGGUUCAGAAUUUAACGCCGAGCUAGUAUGCCAGGGAGAGGUGAUGGGUCGUUGCACGUCAAGAUUCAAAUGA
This is a messenger RNA of Glarea lozoyensis ATCC 20868, 2253 nucleotides long. RefSeq names its product Actin-like ATPase. The transcript is spliced from 4 exons. NCBI's taxonomy places the organism in Eukaryota, Fungi, Ascomycota, Leotiomycetes, Helotiales, Helotiaceae. Gene Ontology annotation, molecular function: ATP binding; ATP-dependent protein folding chaperone. The record is from RefSeq and is a predicted model, not a curated record. Bases 1 to 2253 code for a protein of 750 amino acids.